AUGUUGACUCUUGAAAUAACACCAAAACUUAUUAUGAAAUAUUCCUUCAUAAACAUAAUCGACUGGAAAGAUGAAGACAAGAGAUUAAAUGUGCUGAGAUUAUCCCAAAGGAACAUGACAAUGCGAAGACCCAUCACAAACAUGGCCUCAAUUUUCAAGUCGUGGGGAUUCCUGAUCUAUUUAAGCCUGGUGACUGCGGUCGUGCUGUACAUCGCCCACAAGAAAUUAACGGAGCCUAAAUUAUCCAGAAAAAAGUAUAGCCUCGCUGAUCGAAACCAGUUACCGAAGUGCCCCCUCCUCCGUCGUUUAAUCGGCAGAACCCCCGUGACCGAAGGCAUGACCGAGGCAGACGUCGAGAAGAACAUCACGAACGUGCGCCUGGGUGGGAGGUGGUGGCCGACCCACUGCAACCCCGUGUGGAGCGUGGCCAUCAUUGUGCCUUAUCGAGACCGGGAACUGAUGAUGGGUCCGUUCCUUAAUAAUAUCCACCCAAUUCUUCAACGCCAAUUGGUCAACUAUACCAUCUACAUCGUUGAACAAAUACCGGGGAAACGCUUCAACAAGGCGAAGGUGUUCAACGUGGGCUUCGCUCUCGCCCUCAAGUACGGCCCCCACGACUGCUACGCCUUCCAGGACAUCGACUGUCUGUCCGAGGACGACCGCAACUUCUACUACUGCGCUGACCAACCUCGCCACCUCGGGUCCUCAGUCUCCAGGUUUAAUUAUACGUGA
Messenger RNA from Penaeus vannamei (Pacific white shrimp), 732 nucleotides. NCBI's taxonomy places the organism in Eukaryota, Metazoa, Arthropoda, Malacostraca, Decapoda, Penaeidae. The record is from RefSeq and is a predicted model, not a curated record.